GCUUGUAGUCAGAAGUGUUAGCAGCAAUAGCACUUAGCAGCAGCAGCAGGUAUGCCACAUCGGAAAGGUGAGCCUGUGAAUUGUUUCGUGGAAGUCAUGGAUUUCUCUUAAUUUUCCUAAUAAGCUAACGACCACAUUAACAGAAAAAAUGUCUAGGAGCCAGCUCUAUGGUCUACAGUCAGCCACUAUGGUGCAGCCUUCUAAUGGAGGUCAUACGUACCUGUUCACAAACAGCUGCUCAGAGAACGACUUGUCGGAGGAGGAUGGUGAGAGCUAUGAGCUGCGGCCCCGAGGUCGAGAGCGAUUGCGUAGAAGCACUUCUCGAGAAAAGAUGGAUGAUAUUGUGUAUCUGGUUAGAGACAUUCAGGAGGGAGAUACACUCAAUAGUAUUGCUCUCCAAUACCAUUGCACGGUUGCUGAUAUUAAACGUGCUAACAACCUUUUGAAAGAACAAGACUUUUUUGCUCUUCGUUCAAUCAAAAUUCCAGUGAAGCGUUUUAGCAUCCUUACUGAGACUCACAUGAGUACACCAGCCCCAUCUUCCACACCUCCUGGUGCCAGGCACCAGCCGCAGAUCUCUGCUUCAACUGCCCUUCCUCUGGAGUCCUCCACAGACUCGUCCUCCUCUGCUGACAGCGUAGAGGGAUUUCUUCUGGAGAAGGAUAAAGACAUAGAGCGGCUGGUGAAGUCCACUAAUCCUUCACGGAGCAGCCUUAACCAGGUUGUGUCUUCUUUAUCUCUUCACCAACAACAGCCUCUGCUGGCAGAAGUGGAGUAUAAGCCAGUGCAAAGAAAGGAUCCAUAUUAUGGGGCAGAUUGGGGCAUGAGAUGGUGGACAGCUGUUGCCAUCAUGUUGUUUGUUGGCAUUGUUACUCCUGUGUUUUAUUUGCUGUAUUAUGAGGUUCUUGUGAAAGCGGAUGUAAGCCAUCAUGGUAAUCCAACACAAACUAAUGAUGAUAUGCAUCUAGGACAAUUCAAUGGCAAAGUUUUGGACGUUAACUUAGACAGUCUUAAUCAAGAUGCAGUGGCUGGUCCAGGGCACCCUGACAGAAAUGUUGAUGAACGAAAGAGACCAGCACAUCACACCACACACAAAGACAGUGAUGCUAACAACUUAAAUACAUAACAUGGGCAGUCACAUAGUAUGUGCGUUCUAUAGUUUUAUAGCAUUUGAAAUGGACUUAAGAACUAGAAUUUAUUGUCCUGCGGUAAAAAAUGUUUUGGCCAUUUGGUGCCAUUAGGACCUGUCUGCAGUGACUAUAAGGAAUAGUUUUGAUUCUAGGGCCAAGGGUGGGAAAAUUUUACAUUUUGCCUUUUUCAACGAUUUCACUUACUUGAGCAGGAAUUAUUUUUAUGAUAAAAAAUGUUGUGUUUAAUUGCAUCCUAUAUCUGCUUAUACUUUUUCUAAUGCCAAGUCUGACUGCAAGACUGCAUUACUUUUGUCUGUUUUUUUUUUUUUUACGUUUUAUUUUGAUUAGAUGAGUUUUGUACAGUAUGUGUGGACCAAUUUGCUCUAUACUUUAUAGAAAGAUAAAAUAUUUAAAUUAGAAUUAAUUUAUUACAGUUAUUGAGAGAUUAAUUCCAUUUCAUCUAACACUAUCAGUAUUCAGUGAUAUAAUAUUAGCAUGGGCCCAGUUUCUUCUGCUUAAGGAAAUGUGGAUUAUCUUUUAACCUGGAAGCGUAGGAAAUUGGCAUGCAUACAGUAUUUCAUUUUUGUUGUAAUUUUGAAUUUCCAGGUUUGUUUGAAUUACUUUAUUUUAUCAAUGCUCAAAGUUAAUAUUUUAUUAAAUAAUACAUGUUGA
Molecule: messenger RNA, 1802 nt
Organism: Boleophthalmus pectinirostris (great blue-spotted mudskipper)
Lineage: Eukaryota; Metazoa; Chordata; Actinopteri; Gobiiformes; Gobiidae
Gene: lysmd3
Product: LysM, putative peptidoglycan-binding, domain containing 3
Exons: 3
Coding region: 149-1126 (325 amino acids)
Biological process (GO): Golgi organization
Cellular component (GO): Golgi apparatus
Source: RefSeq, a predicted model, not a curated record